AUGGUAGUCGCCUCCACACUUCGCGGCGUUCGCGGUGGCAGCGGUCGGCAGCUCGUCAUCCGCGAUCAGCUCGAAUCGCUCCUCCUCCCCGCAUCCAAAGCCUACCUGCUGGGCUACAUCAUGGACGUGCUCCCUGCCAUCCUCAAAGCGCUCAUCAAGUUCGUCACGGCUGAACUCGCACGCAUUCGGAAAUCCGAGAAACGACUUCGCGAAGAACGCUCGCUCGCCUCGUCGAAACCGCGCAAACGAAACCAGCUCGUGGAAUCCAUCAAACCCAUCCUCUCCUCCCUCCACCGUCUACCACUCUUACUGAAAGCGAUCGCAAAGGCACUGCUGGUGGCGCUGGGGAUGAGGGGUAUGGCGAUCAGCUGUUUCCUCGCCAUGGCGGGGUGGAGGAUUUCCGAGGUGCUCGUCUGGUGGCCUCUCGCCAAAUACUAUGCGCUCAAGCUCACUUCCAGCGCUGCUGAUGAGAAGGCGGUGAAGAGUGCGUUGACGUAUGCGAGGGUGACAUCGACGUUUGUUGCGUCGGCGUUGAGCUCGGCGGGCGCGAUGAUGAUGCUGCAGCACCAGAGCGCCAGCGCACUGCGCAAGAAACAGAUCCAGUCCACCAGUGGUAGUGGAAAGGACUUGUUGACAAUCGAUACGACGCCGGGGUGGAUUCCGAGGAGUUUGAGGCCGAGCAACUUGGGAUUUUUGGGGAGGAGGAUGGCGGUGGGGGAGAGGCAGCAGCCGAGGUUUGCUAGUCUGGCGCCCGCGGGUCACUUUUUGAGCAGACUGACGAGCUUGACUGUGCCGGGGACGCCCGGGUUGGUAGCACCAGGUGGAGGAGGGGGAAGUCCUGGGUUGGUGCCGGCUAGUCCGGAGUCGAGGAGCAGUGCGCUACCGGUCAGUCCGACAGCGGGGACGAUGUUGCAGCCUCCGGAGGCGACGGGGGAUGCUCCACCGGCGUCGCCGGUCCUCCCGGCUGCACCGCAGUUGAAGGUCUCGGAGGUGGACGCGAAACCCACAUCGACGGCGCUCGGCAGACCCAGCCCCACCAUCGACCUCACGCUGUUCGCCCUCGUCCGCGGUCUCGACACGCUCGUCCGUGCGCUCGCCUCCACCCCUACCACCACCACCCUCAAACAGACCGCUACCGCCACCAGAUCUUCCCCCACGCUCCUCUCCCGCCUCGCAUCCGGCAUCGCCACGCAAGCGGACGGCUUCAUCUUCGUCAUCUGCUGCGCCCAGAUCAUGUGGGCCUGGUUCUACCACCCGGAACGCCUCCCCCCUACCUACGUCAAGUGGAUCACCAACCUCGCCACCAUGGACGAGCGGCUUCUGCUGGCGCUCCGCUGCAUCCGACACGGCAAACCGCUGGUGUGGAACUACCAGAGCAAAGCGAUGACUGCGGAGGGGGUGCAUCUGUUGGGAAGUCUGGCGGAGGAGCUGGGACAUCCGUAUCAGUGGGGUGAUCCGACGAGGUUGCCGAAUACGAGCGCGGAAGCGAAGAAGAUGAUCCAGGAAGCGAGGAGGAAGGAAGGGAAGGAGGGGGAGUUUGUGCUGGACGGAGCGGCGGGGGCGAGGGGUAGGGGAGAGAUGGGUGGUAUGCCGUGCGAACUGGUUCAUUGCGGUGCUCACCGGUGCAGCGCGUUCCGCCGCCUUCCUCGCAACGUAUAUUGUCGGAAACUGGUUCCCCAUCUGCCUCGCUCGUUCCGCCCUCCUCCCGCGCUUGUUCCCCAACGUACCGUUCAACUUUUGGGACGCAGGAAUCGGUCCUGCGCUGGGCAGUGUUGCGUGCGGGUUCAGCAUUUUCAUCGAGGAGAGGAGGAAGAGAGCCGAGAUGGCGCUGUACGUGGCACCGAGGGCGCUGUUCGCCAUGGUGGAGGGGGCGAAGAAGGGAUGGUUGAGCGAAGGGGAGAGGACGGCGUUGUGGGCGGAGAGGGCGGCGUUCGGUGCGAGUGUGGGCGUCGUGGUUUGCGCAGCGAGGUACAGGCCGGAUCUGCUGAGAGGAAUCACUGGGGCUAUGGGCUGGGUGGCGAGGAGUAA
This is a messenger RNA of Pseudozyma hubeiensis SY62, 2028 nucleotides long. RefSeq lists its product as hypothetical. The transcript has 2 exons. The record is from RefSeq and is a predicted model, not a curated record. The coding region runs from base 1 to 2028 and encodes 675 amino acids. Lineage: Eukaryota; Fungi; Basidiomycota; Ustilaginomycetes; Ustilaginales; Ustilaginaceae.